Liolophura sinensis is the source of this 2226-nucleotide messenger RNA. Its product is annotated as cytochrome P450 3A29-like. The transcript is spliced from 14 exons. Gene Ontology annotation, molecular function: iron ion binding; heme binding; oxidoreductase activity, acting on paired donors, with incorporation or reduction of molecular oxygen. The record is from RefSeq and is a predicted model, not a curated record. NCBI's taxonomy places the organism in Eukaryota, Metazoa, Mollusca, Polyplacophora, Chitonida, Chitonidae. Bases 389 to 1597 code for a protein of 402 amino acids.
AAACCCCUGAAGACUUUAUUUGAUAGUACUUAAACUAACGUCUCAGUAAUCUGCUUUGUUCAUUCAGAGCUCGCACUCGGUCACCCUUGGGUCGUCAAUAUGGCGGUGUGGUCUCUGGGAUGCGAUGUGCCCGUUUGGAUCAUAUUGUCGGCUCUGACUUUAAUUCUCCUGUACCUGUAUGGUACGUGGCCUUACUCAUUCUUCAGCGAGAGAGGGAUCCCAGGACCAAAGCCUUUGCCUUUUAUUGGAAACUUGAUUGACUUUUUCACAAAGGAGGAAUUAGUAAACCAAAGGAAGUGGGUGAAGCAGUAUGGGAAAAUCUACGGGUAUUACUUAGGUCGACAACCUGUGUUAUGUGUGCACGACCCAACUUAUACUGGAGAAUAUUAUGGUGAAGAAUUUCUCCAAGUUCUGUAACAGAGAUGGAAACACACCGAUCAACCACCCGAUGGACAAGUGUCUCAUAUUCCUUAAAGACAGUCACUGGAGAGGAGUAAGAAAUGUUGUUUUGCCAACGUUUAGUUCCGGAAAACUGAGAAAGAUGGUUCACGUGAUCACUGAUUGCGGAAGGCGAUUAGAUGGAAGAUUCCACAAACUGGCUGAAGCUGAGCAAACGGCGGAUUUAAAAGACUUGUUUGGUUGCUACGCCCUUGACGUCAUAUCCGCUACCGCGUUUGGACUGCAGGUCGACUCCCAAAAAGACAAGAACGAUCCAUUUCUCAUUCACGUGGGAAAGAUUUUCGAAAUGUCUAUUCCUAUCAGCUAUUUGAUAUACACAACAUUGCCGUUCCUGCGUGGUCUAAAUGAUUAUAUGGGUUUGGGAAUUUGGCCAAAAGAUAGUAUCAAGUUUUUCAAUGAAACCAUUACAAGAAUGGCAGCGUCGAGAGACAAAGGCUCCACUGAACGAAAUGACUUUCUCCAGCUUCUCAUUGACGGUGAAUCCAGUGAUUUCGGGGACGGUGCAGGCAGGCGAAGUCUUUCUACUGAAGAACUGGUUGCGCAGGCGUUUCUUUUCUUCAUUGCUGGAUACGAAACUACGGCUACCUUAAUGACUUUAGUUUGUUUCAACCUAAGUCGGUACCCGGAUUUGCAAGAGACGGUGUAUCAAGAAAUGGUCGAUGUUCUUGGAGAUGACGAACCGACCUACGAGAUGAUGUCCAAGCUGGUUUACCUAGAACAGUGUUUGAAUGAAACCCUCAGGAUGUUCCCACCCAUCCAGUCCAUGAGCAGGGAAGCCAGUGAAGAUGUUGAUAUCGGGGGAUACAAGAUUCCCCAGGGCACAGUCAUCAAUCUGCCCUUCAGAUACAUUCACAUGGACCCAGAGAUCUAUCCAGAGCCUGAAGUCUUCAACCCUGAUCGAUUUGCCCCAGAAAAACGUGCCACGACAAAACUUUCCUUCAUGGCGUUCGGACAAGGCCCUCGAAUCUGUCUUGGAAACAGACUCGCUAUUCUGGAGGCCAAGAUUGCCCUGUCUUUUGUGCUGAGAAAAUACGUCCUCACUCCCGAAGGCGAUUCAGCGGCUGAACUCAAAUUUCUCCCUGGCCCAAUACUCAUGGCUUCGACCCCUGUUAAGGUGGGAUUGAAGCCCCGUACCUAAAUCACGCGGCCCGGCAACUGUGACGAGAUCUUGCGGGCCACAACGUAACCUGGGCGAAGUAACAUGAUCCAUACAUACAUACACUUUGCAAAGAAUUUCUUUGCGUGUUGUAUUCUCUGAUGUUAUGGAAAUAUCGAGUUCCCAACCACCAUGUUGCAAUAUGGGAGAUUCCAUCUGAAUUAUGUGUUGUUGAAAUUCAUAAGACUGAAAAUUGCACAAGCGGGAAGACGUACAAUUUGUGUGAACUUGCCUUUAUGUUUCAUCAUGGCGUUAUUUCAUUGAACUUAUCUGCUGCUCAGACAGACAAGAUGGAGACCUUCAUGUUGUCAGUAUUUGCACAAGGAGAAAGACGUGCAAUUUGUGCGAAUUGACUUGCCACUGUGUUGCAAUAUGCCGGUAUUUGGUAAAACUAUCUGCUGUUCAAAUAGACAGAACGAAAACCUCCAAUUUCCUGAAGUGGGAAGACGUUUUACUUGAGUGAAUUUGCAUAUUACCUGUAAUUAAGAUAGACGUCUAUCGUAAUCAUAGGUAUUACAAUAUCAACAGGUAAACGGGUGAGAAAAAAAGACUGCAAUAGUCACGUUGUUUCUGCUUGUUUGUCUCUAAUAUUUUAAUAUUAUUCCAAUAAA